This is a messenger RNA of Brettanomyces nanus, 1470 nucleotides long. RefSeq lists its product as uncharacterized. Lineage: Eukaryota; Fungi; Ascomycota; Pichiomycetes; Pichiales; Pichiaceae. The coding region runs from base 1 to 1470 and encodes 489 amino acids. Gene Ontology annotation, molecular function: ATP binding; protein kinase activity. Gene Ontology annotation, biological process: protein phosphorylation. The record is from RefSeq and is a predicted model, not a curated record. The transcript has a single exon.
AUGCCGGAUCGAACGUACAGAGCCGAACAAUUUGAAUUGCACGAACAGCUUGGAAGAGGAGCAUUUGGAGUUGUGUAUAGAGGAUUUGAUCGGGUGCGUAAGAUCGAUGUGGCUAUCAAACAGGUUGAUUUGGAGAGUAGCGAUGAGAUGGAUGAAAUAGAGCAAGAGAUUCGAAUGCUUUCUACUUGUCAUAAUGAUUACAUUACCAAGUACUACGGAUGUUUUCUUAAAGGUUUCAAGCUAUGGAUUAUUAUGGAAUAUCUGGCCGGAGGUAGCUGUUCAGAUUUACUAGAGGCUGGUCCUUUCAAUGAGUCUACAGUAGGACUGAUAUUGACUCAGCUACUCCAUGGAUUGACCUAUCUUCACUCGAAUGGAAAGAUUCACAGAGAUAUCAAGGCUGCGAAUAUUUUGGUUGGGUCCGAUGGACAAGUCAAGAUAGCAGACUUCGGUGUGGCUACCCAAUUGUCUAACAAUCUCUCUAAGAGAAACACUUUCGUGGGUACUCCAUAUUGGAUGGCUCCCGAGAUAAUCAAGCAUAAAGAGUAUACAUUUACUGCGGAUAUAUGGUCUUUGGGUAUUACUGCGAUUGAACUUGCUUACGGAAAGCCUCCGUUGUCUCAAUAUCAUCCUUUUGACGUACUUUUCAGAAUUACCGAUGAUCUCCCACCUACGUUGGGGUCAAACUUCACCACUGAGUUCAAUGAUUUUGUCAGCCAAUGUUUGAAUAAGGAUUCUACCAAGCGUCCCAGUUCUGUAGAGUUAUUGAACCAUCGCUUUAUACGUAAAUAUGCCAGAUCAGAUCGAAGGGUAUUGACGAAACUAAUUGAAAAGAAGAUUAGUUGGGAUUUGGAGACUGGCAAUAUGGACAAGAAGUAUCAGCAGGCCCAGCACGCACCGCAAAGCCUGGUGCAAACUCCCGAUAACUUGUUUGAUCUUGGAACGAUUACCGUUGAUCCUAAAACUUUAGGUCAUAUUAGUAAGGAGAGCAGUUUGAAGCCUCUGGAAGAGCAGCAGACUCUGAAGAUUGUUCCACAGUCACCAAUCAAGAGGAGCACUGGUCUUUCUGAUGAGGAUAGCCACGAUUUACGCAAAGAAAUGAGUCGUAUUCUGAAUCAAUCAUUCAACAAGAUCUCUCAUAAAUACAAUCUAUCCACGUACGAGUACGACAACUUGGUGAAAUUUGAAGAUCUGAUAAUGAAUUCGUUGUUCUUAGAUCAGGAUUCUAAAUACAGAGAAGUAUUUACUAAAUUCUUCAAACUCGUCUUGAAAAGAGUGAUGAGAUCGGAGAAUUCCAAAUUGAAAGAGAGGAUACUGCCAAGAUAUUACGUUAAUAUGGAACACGAAUGGCAAAAUUUAGUACUAAAAGAUAAAGAGAAGGAAAAAGAACAAGGAACAGAAAGCAACAGAGACGAAGUUGAAGAGUUACUGCUUACCCGGUGGGCAGAAAGUAUGUUGGACAGAAAGCCGUAA